This is a messenger RNA of Perognathus longimembris pacificus (Pacific pocket mouse), 1312 nucleotides long. It is a transcript of the gene Ntsr1, whose product is annotated as neurotensin receptor 1. Lineage: Eukaryota; Metazoa; Chordata; Mammalia; Rodentia; Heteromyidae. The transcript has 4 exons. The coding region runs from base 1 to 1269 and encodes 422 amino acids. Gene Ontology annotation, biological process: neuropeptide signaling pathway. The record is from RefSeq and is a predicted model, not a curated record. Gene Ontology annotation, molecular function: G protein-coupled neurotensin receptor activity. Gene Ontology annotation, cellular component: plasma membrane.
AUGCGCCUCAACAUCUCCACGGCGCCGGGCACCGCGGGCGCGCGGGGCGUCGAGCCUUUCCCGCCGCCCCAGCCGGCGCUGGAGGCGGCACUGCUGGGCGCGGGCUUCGGGGGCGGGGGUAACGGCUCCGGCAACGCGUCCGAGCGGGCCCUGGCCGCGCCCAGCAGCGCCCUGGAUGUGAACACGGACAUCUACUCCAAGGUGCUGGUGACGGCCGUCUACCUGGCCCUCUUCGUGGUGGGCACGGUGGGCAACUCGGUGACGGCGUUCACGCUGGCGCGCAAGAAGUCGCUGCAGAGCCUGCAGAGCACGGUGCACUACCACCUGGGCAGCCUGGCGCUGUCGGACCUGCUCAUCCUGCUGCUGGCCAUGCCCGUGGAGCUCUACAACUUCAUCUGGGUGCACCACCCCUGGGCCUUCGGGGACGCCGUCUGCCGCGGCUACUACUUCCUGCGAGACGCCUGCACCUACGCCACGGCCCUCAACGUGUCCAGCCUGAGCGUGGAGCGCUACCUGGCCAUCUGCCACCCGUUCAAGGCCAAGACCCUCAUGUCCCGCAGCCGCACCAAGAAGUUCAUCGGCGCCAUCUGGCUGGCCUCGGGGCUGCUGGCGGUGCCCAUGCUCUUCACCAUGGGCCAGCAGAACCGCAGCGCCGACGGGCGGCACCCGGGCGGCCUGGUGUGCACGCCCAUCGUGGACACCGCCACCGUCAAAGUCGUCAUCCAGGCGAACACCUUCAUGUCCUUCGUGUUCCCCAUGGUGGUCAUCUCCGUCCUCAACACCGUCAUCGCCAACAAGCUGACGGCCAUGGUGCGCCAGGCGGCGGAGCAGGGCCGGGCGGGCGCCGCGGGGGCCCAGAGCGCCACCUUCGGCAUGAGCGUGGAGCCCGGCAGGAUCCAGGCCCUGCGGCACGGCGUGCAGGUCUUACGAGCCGUGGUCAUCGCCUUUGUGGUCUGCUGGCUCCCCUACCACGUGCGACGCCUCAUGUUCUGUUACGUCUCCGAUGAGCAGUGGACCCCCUUCCUCUACGACUUCUACCAUUACUUCUACAUGCUGACCAACGCACUCUUCUACGUCAGCUCCACCAUCAACCCCAUCCUCUAUAACCUCGUCUCCGCCAACUUCCGCCAGAUCUUCCUGUCCACGCUGACCUGCCUCUGCCCCGCGUGGCGGCGCAGGAGGAAGAGGCCGGCGUUCUCCAGGAAGCCCAACAGUGUGUCCAGCAACCACGCCUUCUCCAGCAGCGCCACCCGCGAGACACUGUACUAGGCCCAGGGCCGGCCGCUGGGCCUCUCCCCGAAGCGGGGCAGCG